Molecule: messenger RNA, 828 nt
Organism: Mycetomoellerius zeteki
Lineage: Eukaryota; Metazoa; Arthropoda; Insecta; Hymenoptera; Formicidae
Product: protein deglycase DJ-1zDJ-1
Exons: 4
Coding region: 22-753 (243 amino acids)
Biological process (GO): glyoxal metabolic process; response to oxidative stress; glycolate biosynthetic process
Cellular component (GO): nucleus; mitochondrion; cytoplasm
Source: RefSeq, a predicted model, not a curated record
GGUAAAUCCAGCAAUUGAACCAUGUUGAACAGACUUCCCCGAAUACGCAACUUUUCUCGACUUCUCUCUCGAAGUCCUCUCCAUCCUCCUUACUUAAAUAAAGUAGAAGUUUUACCAAGUUUGACGUUAUUCCGUAGAAUACGCACAUACGUUAUGGCAAAUGUAAAGAACGAAGUGAAAACCGCAUUGGUGUUGCUCGCCGAUGGAACGGAGGAAAUGGAGGCUGUGAUAACUAUCGACGUCUUACGACGCGCCGGGAUUGCAGUAACUGCAGCUGGUGUACAGAACAGCAAUUGUAUAAAAUGCAGCCGCGACGUCAAGAUCUGCACAGAUAUUUUAUUUAAUGACGUUCAGGAGAAGAGUUACGACAUUGUUGUUUUGCCUGGCGGUCUCGGUGGAGCUAAAACAUUUACGUCUUCAGAGGAGGUUGGGAAGUUGUUACAAAAGCAGAACAAGGAGAACAAAUUAAUAGCGGCUAUUUGUGCAGCCCCUACAGCUUUAAAAGCACAUAAUAUCAGCAAAGGAAAACGAAUUACCUCUUAUCCAAGUAUGAAAAGAGAUUUGUGUGACUACUAUGACUAUCAGGAUGAUAAGAAUGUGGUGGUUGAUGGCAAUCUCAUAACUAGCCGAGGACCGGGAACGGCUUUUGAUUUCGGCCUAACUAUCGUUGAGAUAUUAAUAAAUCUUAAAGAAGCCACAGAUGUUGCGAAUAAGUUACUAUAUAAAUAUGAAAGCUGUAUAAGCUCUGUGUAAAUUUCUUCUAACACUUUGUAGUUAGGGGCUACGCAUAAUGAAAGGAAUAGGGAACAGCGAAUAAGAAUUUCAACC